AUGGUGAUUUGUCCCCAGUGUCCAGAUCAAAAUGACUCUUUAGAAAAAGUCACAAUGAAAGUCUAUUCCCCACCCACCCUCCAGAAGCUGGCAAGUCAGACGAUACUGAGGGAAGAGGCCUUGGCCAUUUCUACUCUCAAGGGCCUGCCUGUUGGGCUGUUUCCAGUAAUGUUUGAAGAAGCCUUGACUCAUGGACAUACAAAGAUCUUGAAGGCCAUGAUACCUGUGUGGCCCUUCCCAUGCCUUUCUUUAGGAAUGCUGAUAAAUAAUUGCACCUUGGAGACUCUGAAGGCAAUGCUUGAUGGACUAGAUAUACUGCUUGCACAGAAGAUUCGAACCAGAAGGUGCAAACUCAGAGUUCUCAAUUGCACUGAUAAAGAAUAUGACUUGUGGGGGAUAUGGGCUGGAUCCCAUGAAGGUGAAGGCUUGCCAGAGUUCAUGACAGAGAAGCAGCCAAUGGAAAACUGUACUGACUGUGAGGUGAAGAAAAAAUUGAAAGUGCCUGAAGAAGCCCUUGGUGUCACUUUGUAUCAGUAA
Grammomys surdaster is the source of this 537-nucleotide messenger RNA. RefSeq names its product oogenesin-1-like. NCBI's taxonomy places the organism in Eukaryota, Metazoa, Chordata, Mammalia, Rodentia, Muridae. The record is from RefSeq and is a predicted model, not a curated record. The coding region runs from base 1 to 537 and encodes 178 amino acids. The transcript has 4 exons. Gene Ontology annotation, cellular component: cytoplasm.